Molecule: messenger RNA, 1696 nt
Organism: Rhincodon typus (whale shark)
Lineage: Eukaryota; Metazoa; Chordata; Chondrichthyes; Orectolobiformes; Rhincodontidae
Gene: plekhj1
Product: pleckstrin homology domain containing, family J member 1
Exons: 9
Coding region: 1-639 (212 amino acids)
Biological process (GO): retrograde transport, endosome to Golgi; receptor recycling; endosome organization
Cellular component (GO): trans-Golgi network; early endosome; recycling endosome
Source: RefSeq, a predicted model, not a curated record
AUGGGCAAAAACUUGGAAGGUGGAAUAUCUUAUGAGUUAAUGCACCUUGGCAGGAAGAAUAGAGGAAAUGAAUACUUUAUAAUUGGAGAAAGACUGCAGAAAGCUCCAGAACAUUGGGGUUUGGAUGUCCUCAUCCAUGAGGCACAAGAAGUUCAGAAGUUCAUCAGUCCUUUUCAGAAAGACCCCAUUCUUCUGCCUGCCGUUUUCCAAGCUGCGAAAUGUCGUCUAGUGAAGCUAGUUGUCAACUUUCUUUUCUACUUUAGAAUUGAUGAAGAAGAGAUUUCCAACCUCUCUAGUAUUUUCUUUUCUGAUGUACAACUAUGGUUCAUUUUCUUGGAAUUUAAAAGGCCUGUUGGUGCCUUAUUGCUUGAGCAGUGUAGAAUCCAAAAGGAGGAAGACACUGGCUUCUCACUAGUAUUUGUGGAUGAACCAGAAAGAAAAUACUCAUUUGUGUGUGACAAUAAAGAUGAAUGUGAGGAGUGGAUUGAAGCUUUGACAAAAGCCAGCUAUGAGUACAUGCGGAACAGUUUAAUUUUUUACAGACAUGAAAUUGAAAAAAUAACUGGAAAAGAUCCACUGGAGCAGUAUGGAAUUUCGGAAGAAGCUAGAUUUCAAACCAGAUCCCAGAGGCUGUUCUAAUCGACCUUGAGUGCUCCUCCAGUAUUUUCUAGAUGUAUCUUUAAUUUCAAGCAUUUGUAGUUGAUUUUUUUUUUUAGUAUGCAUGGAUUGUGGUGUUCUUAUGGGAUCUGAAUGAAUGUGUUUUUUAUAGCUUUUAAAAUUAAUGGUUUGAAUGUUAUUUAUGAUUUUUGUAUCUUGAGGCUUUGUGGGUAAUUGAUAUUUAAAUAGUACAGAACUUGAGUAUUGCUGAUGAAAAGACAUCUCUUCAAAGCUUUUGAUCUUGCGCUCAUCAGGACUAUUCACAAGAAUACUUUUUCAAGGGGAAAACCAACAUUUAUACUACAUGAGGAGAGCAUUAAUGGACAUCCUUUGUUUAAAUUUAAAUAGGCAGCUUGACUGAUUCACCUGGGCAUCGCACAAAAAAUGAACUAGCAAUGGCAGUCAUUUAUUGAGUUUAAACAGGUGCAGUAUGCUCUGUCUGCAAAGAGCUCUGUAGAAAUGUGAGGGACUCAUGCAUGUACUGGAAGCUACAUGUUAUUACACAGCAGCCCAGUUCUUUGCAGCCAAAGAACAUGUACAUGAGCUCAACCUAUUUGAACACAAUAAAAGUUUAUUAUUCAUUUGUGUACAAUGCCCUGAUGAAUUGGAAUCAACCUACCUGGUUUAAAACUUAAUGUGGCUGUUAAUUGUCAGUCAGCAAUUUUUUUUUAAAGUAAAUGUUCCUAAGAUUUAAAUUGACCUCUACAGUGAACUAUCCAGAAUUUGUUAAGAAUGAAACCUUUAUCUAAAAACUUCACUUUGAAGUGAUGGCCUAGUCAAGAGAGAAUUACAGAUUGACAACUCUUCAUUGUAGCAUUUAUGUACAUACUUAAGUAAUUGGGCCAGGACAGUGGGACUUCACUUUAGCUAAGUGACCAUAACUGUGAAUACUUUAAAUUUGCAUGUAUAUUCAUGUUGACUUUCAAACUUUGCUUCUGUUAAUGCUGUGUACUGCCAUAAAUGUAGAUGCUUUGGUGAAAUGAAAGUCCAGUAACACAGAAUUCCAACACUGUAAAAUAAAACAAAGCUUUCAUUUUUA